Eriocheir sinensis (Chinese mitten crab) is the source of this 828-nucleotide messenger RNA. RefSeq lists its product as uncharacterized. The record is from RefSeq and is a predicted model, not a curated record. The coding region runs from base 1 to 828 and encodes 275 amino acids. Lineage: Eukaryota; Metazoa; Arthropoda; Malacostraca; Decapoda; Varunidae. The transcript has 2 exons.
AUGGUGCCAGCUGGUCGGGGAGCGUAUAUCCCUUUUCUGAACAUCACAGAACAAAUCACAGAACAUCACAGAACAAGUAGCCACAUCACAGAACAUCACAGAACAUAUACCCACAUCACAGAACAUAUACCCACAUCACAGGACAUCACAGAACAUAUAGCCACAUCACAGAACAUCACAGAACAAAUAGCCACAUCACAGAACAUCACAGAACAUAUACCCACAUCACAGGACAUCACAGAACAUAUACCCACAUCACAGGACAUCACAGAACACAUAGCCACAUCACAGAACAUCACAGAACAUAUAAACAUCACAGAACAUAUAGCCACAUCACAGAGCAUUACAGAACAAAUACCCACAUCACAGGACAUCACAGAACAUAUACCCACAUCACAGGACAUCACAGAACAUAUACCCACAUCACAGAACAUCACAGAACAUAUAGCCACAUCACAGAACAUCACAGAACAAAUACCCACAUCACAGAACAUCACAGAACAUAUAGCCACAUCACAGAACAUCACAGAACAUAUAGCCACAUCACAGAACAUCACAGAACAUAUAGCCACAUCACAGAACAUCACAGAACAAAUACCCACAUCACAGAACAUCACAGAACAAAUAGCCACAUCACAGAACAUUACAGAACAUAUAGCCACAUCACAGAACAUUACAGAACAUAUAGCCACAUCACAGAACAUCACAGAACAAAUAGGCACAUCACAGAACAUCACAAAACAAAUACCCACAUCACAGAACAUCACAGAACAUAUAGCCCCAUCACAGAACAUAUACCCACAUCACAGAACAUCACAGAACAUAUAG